Messenger RNA from Spodoptera frugiperda (fall armyworm), 796 nucleotides. It is a transcript of the gene Cypa, whose product is annotated as peptidyl-prolyl cis-trans isomerase. NCBI's taxonomy places the organism in Eukaryota, Metazoa, Arthropoda, Insecta, Lepidoptera, Noctuidae. Gene Ontology annotation, molecular function: peptidyl-prolyl cis-trans isomerase activity. Gene Ontology annotation, cellular component: intracellular membrane-bounded organelle. The record is from RefSeq and is a predicted model, not a curated record. The coding region runs from base 101 to 598 and encodes 165 amino acids. Gene Ontology annotation, biological process: protein folding; protein peptidyl-prolyl isomerization. The transcript is spliced from 2 exons.
UCUAUGCUACAUUCUGUUUCCGCCCGGCAUCGACAGGAGACGCAUCGUCAUUGUGGUGAAUUAAAGCUAAUUCGUCUGAAACUCUACAUAUUAAAGCAAAAUGGCUUUACCCCGAGUUUAUUUCGACGUUAGCGCUGAUGGAUCAGCAUUGGGAAGAAUUGUUAUUGAGCUAAGAACAGAUGUCACUCCCAAGACUUGUGAAAACUUCCGCGCCCUCUGCACUGGCGAGAAGGGCUUCGGCUACAAGGGAUCCACUUUCCACCGUGUGAUCCCCAACUUCAUGCUCCAAGGAGGUGACUUCACAAACCACAAUGGUACUGGUGGCAAGUCCAUCUACGGUGAGAAGUUCGGAGACGAGAACUUCGUCCUGAAGCACACCGGACCUGGAGUCCUGUCGAUGGCCAAUGCUGGUCCCAACACCAAUGGAUCCCAGUUCUUCAUCACCACCGUGAAGACUUCUUGGUUGGACGGCAGACACGUUGUCUUUGGCACUGUUGUUGAAGGCAUGGAUGUUGUCAAGCAGGUUGAAUCCUAUGGCUCCCAGUCUGGCAAGACCUCAAAGAAAAUCAUCAUUGCUGACUGCGGUCAACUCUCCUAACUUAAUUCUGUAAUAAUAUAACAAUAUUUUUUAAGUUUAACACUAUGUCCUCCCAAGUAAUACCUUCCCAGUCUUCAAGAGAAUUGAAUAUGGUUCAUUCCAAUUAUGAUAAAACUUAUUGCUAUGUUUUAGGUUGCAACUAGGGAUUGCAUUUAUUUCUGUGCAUUGUUUAUUCAUAAUAAAUUAACUUAUAUAACA